AUGAGGCUCGCAGUCUGGGCCUUGCUAGCCAUCCUCUCUGCUGGCCAGGAUGGGGCCGACCAAGACGUCUUCGACCACACUGUAACCAUCACGAUCACGCCGACCACCACCCUGACCCUGACGACAACCACCAUCCUUGGCGGAAACAACACCCUAAGCGCACCAUAUCAAAACAGCACAGCAUCAACACCAAGGCCCGAAACCUGCUACUGCGCCCCGGGUCCUACCACAGCCGUGAAGGGGAGGUCCUACCUCCUGAGGCGUCCCAACCGGGCAAGAGAUGGAGACCCUCCUGCUUCUUCGAACAUUCCCGCUACCAACCCUGAUCCACGCGCCUGUGGGAUAUCCUAUGCCGUCCAGCCGGGCGACACAUGCGAGUCGAUCGCGCGUGCUAAUGGGGUCAGCUUGAUGGACAUACUGGUGAGCAAUCCGCAGGUCGGCAACUUGUGCGACGGCCUGCCCGACGGGUUGAUCAUAUGUGUUCCCGGCAUGCAGUCCUCGUCUGCGGCGUCGCAGAUCUUGUCAAUACCACAGGCCUCAAUACCGCUGGCCUCGAUACCACAGGCCUUGAUACCACAGGCCUCGAUACCACAGGCCUCGAUACCGCAGGCCUCGACACCACAGACCUCAAUACGACAGGCCUCGACACCACAGGCCUCAAUACCACAGGCCUCGAUCUCGGCUUUGGGCCUCGCGACCACGCCGCCGCCUCCGUGCGCCAGCAGCUACGUCGUCCGUGAUGGAGAUACUUGCGAGCAGAUCAGCGUGUUACAGGAGCUGACUCUCAUGGAGCUUCUCAAGCUGAACCCGGCCCUGCAUGUUGACAGCAACGGGGCUUGCUCCAUCGAUGUGGGCCAGACGCUGUGCGUUGCAGAGGGCAAACCGUCCUUUGAGAUGCCACGGCCUGUGAUCACUGGCGGGGUGCCUUCGAUGAGUGUCAGUAAAGUACCCGCAGGAAGUCCACUGAUCAUCGCGAGUGGAAGCUUCGAUACAGAUAUGAGCAAGGCCACACUUCCGUAUGCAACUCAACCUGCUUUAACUGUACAUAUUCCAGAAGAGACCAGUCGUCCAGCACCGGGGCAAAUAGGUUCAAGUGCCCCAAGUACGGGCGCCAGCAUAGACAAACCUAUGCCUUUGACCACGGCCCCAAGCCGAGUCCCACCAAACGCUUCUCAGUUCUUCACCAUACCGAUCGGCGCCUCUGUGGCGACAAGUAUCUACUCAACGUCGCACUCUAUCUUACCACCAGGCAACCCGGGCCUGCCUUCCGGAAUGCCCAAGGUCUCACCAAGCACAAGUCUCGCCGCUCCUGAGCCUAUCCCGACGACCUCGUCAGUACGAGCUUCAUCGCAGGCAAUGUCGUACCCUCCGCCGCAUGUCGCUCCCUCGUCACAAGUACUAUCGACCCCAGCACCGCCACUGCCGACACAGGCGCCUCCACCGAGCACAAGUCCAGCGGCCCCCGAGUCUGUCCCGAUCUCACCAUCAGCACCGAGCGCAUCGCAGGCUCCGCCUCUGACUGUAAUACCCCUCGCUGCAUCGGAACAAGACUCCCAAUCGGCACCACCCACACCACCACCGCCGCCGCCGCCAGCAUCGCAAGCCGCGCCGACCUCAAGCCCAUCCCCGAACUCCGAAACACCGCCCCAGGCUCCAGGACCUCAACAAUUUCCCAGCUCGGACUCCGCUCCUCUACGGCCCUCGGCCGAGCCCAAGCCCAAGCCGACCGCGGAGAGCGAAGCGACCUCGCCAGGCCUGCAAGUGAUACCCGUCGACACGCGGACGAUAACCAAGCUGAAGACGAGGACACAGGCUCCGGCGCUGACGCAAAGAGAACUGGCCGAGAGGGCGCUUUUGGGGUGGCUGCCUACUAGUUUUCGGACUUCGACUACGAGAAGGCAGGGUGAUGAUUAA
Messenger RNA from Anthostomella pinea, 1914 nucleotides. Lineage: Eukaryota; Fungi; Ascomycota; Sordariomycetes; Xylariales; Xylariaceae. The record is from the annotation of a GenBank genome assembly.